CACUCCCUCCCUCCCGCUGGGCCUUCGCGGGAGGCUGGGAAUCCGGGGCAGCCACUGGCCCGCGGGGAUCCGCCGCCCUCCGUCAGCGCGUCCACUUCCGUCCCGGCGGGAGGCGCCUCCGCCCCGCCCGCCCCGACAGUCCCCGGGCUCGGCGGGCCGUCUCGGCGCUGGGAGAACGCAGGCUCCGGGCGGUGGACAGCCCACCUUCAAUCUCUGCAAUGGCUAAUGAGGCUCACCCUUGUCCGUGUGACAUUGGGCACAGGCUAGAGUAUGGAGGGAUGGGACAAGAAGUUCAAGUCGAGCACAUCAAGGCUUACGUGACGAAGGCCCCCUUCCACACGGACAAGGCCGUGAUUGUCAUUCAAGAUAUAUUUGGCUGGCAGUUGCCCAACACCCGAUACAUGGCUGACCUGAUCGCAGGAAAUGGAUACACGACCAUCGUCCCGGACUUCUUCGUAGGUCAGGAGCCAUGGCACCCGUCUGGGGACUGGUCCACCUUCCCGGAGUGGUUGAAGACAAGAGAUGCCAGGAAGAUCGAUAAGGAGGUGGACGCCGUGCUGACCUACCUGCAGCGGCAGUGCGGCGCGCGGCGCGUCGGCGUCGUGGGAUUCUGCUGGGGGGGCGUGGCCGCGCACCACGUGAUGAUGACGUACCCCGGGCUCCGGGCGGGCGUGUCCGUCUACGGCAUCGUCAAGGACUCUGAAGACGUGCACAAUUUAAAGAACCCCACGUUGUUCAUUUUCGCUGAAAAUGAUGCUGUGAUUCCCCUUGAGCAAGUCUCUUUGCUGACCCAGAAGUUGAAAAAACACUGCAAAGUGGAAUAUCAAAUUAAAACAUUUUCAGGGCAAACCCAUGGCUUCGUGCAUCGAAAGAGAGAAGAUUGUUCAGCGGAAGACAAGCCCUAUAUUGACGAGGCAAGAAGAAAUUUACUUGAGUGGCUGCACAAGUAUGUUUAGCUGUGGCCAAGCGUAACUUCAAGACAGCUUGCUUGCACCCACAAACGUGCUUUGGGAUAUUUGGAUCAUUUGAUUUAAUUUUCACUUUUUAUGAACCAGGGAAUCCUGAAACUCGUUAUUUCCUCUGUUAAUGCAUGAUAUAAUUUAACUUUUAACAUGUUAAAAAAGCCCCUAAACAAUGGAUUUGACUGAUAGGAUAAUAUCCCAACUGUAAGAACCUGGAGCUGCUGGGGCACCUGGGGGGGCUCAGUCUUCAGCUCGGGUCAUGAUCCCGGGGUCCUGGCAUUGAGCCCUGCUU
Neogale vison (American mink) is the source of this 1254-nucleotide messenger RNA. It is a transcript of the gene CMBL, whose product is annotated as carboxymethylenebutenolidase homolog. Bases 219 to 956 code for a protein of 245 amino acids. The transcript has 6 exons. Gene Ontology annotation, molecular function: hydrolase activity. The record is from RefSeq and is a predicted model, not a curated record. Lineage: Eukaryota; Metazoa; Chordata; Mammalia; Carnivora; Mustelidae.